This is a messenger RNA of Daphnia pulicaria, 2569 nucleotides long. It is a transcript of the gene Pmp70, whose product is annotated as ATP-binding cassette sub-family D member 3-like. Gene Ontology annotation, cellular component: peroxisomal membrane. Gene Ontology annotation, biological process: long-chain fatty acid import into peroxisome; very long-chain fatty acid catabolic process; fatty acid beta-oxidation. Bases 182 to 2278 code for a protein of 698 amino acids. The transcript has 14 exons. NCBI's taxonomy places the organism in Eukaryota, Metazoa, Arthropoda, Branchiopoda, Diplostraca, Daphniidae. The record is from RefSeq and is a predicted model, not a curated record. Gene Ontology annotation, molecular function: ATP binding; ATP hydrolysis activity; long-chain fatty acid transmembrane transporter activity.
AUUUUUUAACAAGUCUGAGGUCGGGGAAAUUCCGAGUUCGUGUACCGAUAAAAAGCCUCAGGUGUUUUAUGGUUAUUACAGGAUUUUGAAGUUUUCUGCUACCUACCGUGACUCGACACAAUAAUCGUGGUGAAGGAGUGAUAAAGGAAGAAUAUUUUUUUUACACCUGUUUUGCCCAGCUAUGGCUCCAGUCUUCAGUAAACUAGUUAGCAAAAGCCCUGGCUUUUUGUCUAGUAUUUUGGGGAAACCGAUUGCUGUUACGGGGGGAGGCCUCGCACUUCUGCUGUGGCUUGCUAGUGUUCAUAGAACUAAUCAAAACAGAAGAGCUGCUGCUGCAGAAAGAAUUCAAUAUGUCAUCAACGAGAAAAACAAAAGGUCAGCUGAGAAAGUGGCAAUCGAUGGUACAUUCAUCAAACGCAUUGCUGCCAUCUUGCGUAUCAUCAUACCUGGAGUAUUUUCACCUGAAGCUGGCUUCAUGAUUUUAGUGGCUGCAGCAUUAGUAGCCAGAUCCAGUUGUGAUAUAUGGAUGAUUCAGAAUUCAACAUCAAUUGAAAGUGCUAUUAUUGGGCGCAAUUUUCCACUUUUCAAAAGUUAUGUAAUCCAGUUCAUUGCAGCAAUGCCAAUGAUUUCUAUGGUGAACAAUGUCUUGAAGCUUGGAUUGGACGAACUUAAACUCCGCUUUAGAACUCGACUGACUCGCCAUCUCUAUGACCAAUACUUAAAAGAUUUCACAUACUACAAAAUGAACAACCUCGACAACCGAAUUUCAAAUCCGGAUCAACUACUUACAACCGAUGUCGAACGAUUCUGCUCGAGCAUCACAGAACUCUAUUCGAACAUUAGCAAACCUAUUUUGGACAUUGUCAUCUAUGUUCAUAGAUUGGCUGUUACAAUUGGUGGACAAGGUCCUAGCAUUAUGGUUCUUUAUUUGUUCGUUUCCGGAGUCUUGUUGACUCACUUGCGCCGUCCAGUGAGUCGUAUGACGGUUUCGGAGCAACAACUAGAGGGUGAAUUCCGCUACGUUAAUUCGCGGUUGAUCACCAACGCCGAAGAGGUGGCCUUCUACCGAGGAAAUGUUCGUGAAAAACACACCAUGUUGACGGCAUUCACUCGCUUGGUGAGACAUCUCCGUCGAUUUUUGGAAUUCCGUUUCACGAUGGGAUUUGUGGACAACAUAAUCGCUAAAUAUAUUGCAACUGCCGUAGGAUUUUUUGUCGUUAGUCGACCGUUCUUUAGUACGACACAUCAUCUGUCCACUGCUGGAUCUAGUGAGCGUUUGGAGCAAUACUACAAAAGUGGUCGUAUGUUGGUUAAGUUGGCUGAAGCUAUCGGCCGUUUGGUUCUGGCAGGCCGAGAACUAACACGACUGGCUGGAUUCACAUUGCGUGUGACUGAAUUAAUUACUGUUUUACAAGAUUUGAAUAACGGCCGAUAUCAGCGUACUAUGGUCUCCAAUGAAAACGGUUUGAAUUGCAAUGCUACUUGUGUUGGGAAGAAAAUAUUAACCCGAAUUUUGUCUCUUUCGAAAAUAUGUGGACAUUUAGGUGAAGGAAAAGUUGUGUCCCGAGUGCCCUUGAUUCCCGGAGCUGGUCGAAUCAUCAACAAGGACAAUAUUAUCCAUUUCGAGCACGUGCCCUUGGUAACACCCAACGGCGACGUCCUGAUUGAAGACAUGUCGUUUGAAGUCCAUUCGGGAAUGAACGUGCUCGUAUGUGGACCCAAUGGCUGCGGUAAAUCGUCCUUGUUCAGAGUGUUGGGAGAGCUGUGGCCGGUGUUUGGUGGUACCCUGACUAAACCGGGACCGGGCAAGUUGUUCUACAUUCCUCAGCGACCGUACAUGACUCUAGGUUCAUUGCGUGAUCAAGUGAUUUAUCCAGACACCUAUGAUGACAUGGUGCGCAAAGGAAUUCACGACAACGAUUUACUUACGUAUCUCGACCUGGUUAAAUUGACUUACAUCCAAGAACGAGACGGCCGUUGGGACGCUGUUGCCGACUGGAUGGAUGUGCUCAGUGGCGGUGAGAAACAACGGAUUGCCAUGGCACGACUCUUUUAUCAUAAGCCUCAGUUCGCUAUCCUGGACGAGUGCACGUCUGCCGUUAGCGUCGACGUGGAAGGUUCCAUGUAUCAAUACUGUCGUCAAGUGGGAAUCACGCUAUUUACCGUUUCCCAUCGACGGUCGCUAUGGCAACAUCACGAGUUUUACCUGCACAUGGAUGGACGGGGUAACUAUGAAUUCAAACCAAUCGAUUUGGACACAAUUGAAUUUGGUUCCUAACUUUUCGUUGGUGGACUAAAAACAAUGACAUCGUGACAUCUUCCAUCGUCCCUUCAUCAAGUUGAAUCAUUGCUGUUAUACAAAAAUUGGGGGGCAAGUUAUAUUACAGUUUAUAGACCAAUCUAGAAUGUACGUACUUUUUGGAGGAGAAGAAACAAAGCUCAAAAUGAGUUCAUAGGUGGUGGCCUUAUCAUUUUUCGACAAACGCUUUGCGUUAGGACUUUUUCUUUUUAAAAAAACAUUUCAAAGAUGGAAAAAAACAACAAUAGAAAGCACCUUAUGUGUGUGGGA